CGUCUGAUUGCUUUAUAUGUGACGUUAACCGGAAGUGUUACUUCCUCUGGUGUUGCAGUGAAUCCGGUCCCCCUCAAACCGUUUGGUUCAUAAAGAGUUGCAGCCAUGAGUGCAGGACAGCUGAUGAAGGUGUUUGUGACCAGGCGCCUUCCUCAGGACGGAAUGAAGCUGCUACAGAAAGCCUCCAUGUGUGAUGUGUUGGUGUGGGACUCAGAUGAACCUGUUCCACGUGACGAGCUGCUGAAGAAGGUGGAAGGAUCUCACGGUCUCCUGUGUCUGCUCUCAGAUCGGAUCGAUGCUGAGGUCCUCGAUGCAGCUGGACCCAACCUAAAGGUGAUUAGUACGUUGUCUGUGGGCUUUGACCACCUCGCCAUUGAUGAGAUCAAGAAACGAGGUAUAAGGGUAGGCUACACCCCUGAUGUACUAACAGAUGCUACAGCUGAGUUGACCGUUGCUCUUCUAUUGGCUACAGCUCGCCGCUUACCUGAGGGCAUUCAGGAGGUAAAAAGUGGAGGUUGGAGCUCAUGGAAGCCGCUGUGGUUGUGUGGAUACGGGCUGUCAGGAAGUACAGUCGGGGUGAUCGGCCUGGGACGUAUAGGUUUGGCCAUCGCACGCAGGCUGAAGCCCUUCGGGGUUAAACGUCUGCUUUAUUCCGGACGGCAGCCGAAACCUCAGGCUGAAGAGGUGGAUGGAGAGCAUGUGCCCUUAGACACGCUGCUCUGUGAGAGUGACUUCGUGGUGGUUUCUUGCUCUUUGACCCCAGAGACACAAGAGCUGUGUAAUAAAUCCUUUUUCAGUAAAAUGAAGAACACUGCAGUCUUCAUCAACACCAGCAGAGGAGCAGUCGUAAACCAGGAGGAUCUUCUGGAAGCUCUAACCAGCGGUCAGAUCGCCGCAGCGGGACUCGACGUGACCACACCCGAGCCGCUGCCCACAGACCAUCCGCUUCUGCGCCUCAACAACUGCGUUAUAGAACUCAACUCUAAUGAACACAGUGAUGGGCUCCUGUAAGAACCUGCUGGUGUGUGUGUGUUGCAGUGGUUCUCCCUCACAUCGGCAGUGCCACCUUCUCCACACGAGGCAUCAUGUCGCAGCUCUCAGCCAACAACCUUCUCUGUGGUCUGACAGGAGACGCCAUGCCCAGUGAACUGAAGCUGUAGCGUCUCCCCGUGGAGCAUGAUGGGAAAUCAAGCCUGAAGCGUAGACAUUUCACACUAUACACUUUAUUCACUAAUAUAGAAAUGAUUUAAAUAAAUAAAUAUCACUGACCUAUUCAGUGUAACGUAAUAAAGUUGAUCAAACUGAAUGUUUAAUGAAUGAGUUAAUAAUAAAAUAAGUAAGAUUUA
Molecule: messenger RNA, 1346 nt
Organism: Tachysurus fulvidraco (yellow catfish)
Lineage: Eukaryota; Metazoa; Chordata; Actinopteri; Siluriformes; Bagridae
Gene: grhpra
Product: glyoxylate reductase/hydroxypyruvate reductase a
Exons: 10
Coding region: 106-1011 (301 amino acids)
Cellular component (GO): cytosol
Molecular function (GO): hydroxypyruvate reductase [NAD(P)H] activity; NAD binding; glyoxylate reductase (NADPH) activity
Source: RefSeq, a predicted model, not a curated record